Tremella mesenterica DSM 1558 is the source of this 696-nucleotide messenger RNA. RefSeq lists its product as uncharacterized. The record is from RefSeq and is a predicted model, not a curated record. NCBI's taxonomy places the organism in Eukaryota, Fungi, Basidiomycota, Tremellomycetes, Tremellales, Tremellaceae. The transcript has 4 exons. Bases 1 to 696 code for a protein of 231 amino acids.
AUGUUACUUCAAAAGUCUUGGGUGUUACUCGCGCUAGCCGGACUCGAUCUCGUUCUGGGAGCAGUUCUCCGUAAAAGCAGUCGAUCGUCAAUGUCUAAUGCCGAACGAUUCAAAAGAGGUUUACCUCCUAAAGCUCCACAGAGACUAUACAAUUCCACCGAAACCAGACCCGCCAUGGCUCGUCGAUCGGCAACUUCGGGUAGUGGUUAUAUCCAAGUAACGCCCGUGGGCCUCACCACCGUCAAGCGUGCGGGGACAGUUUUCGACUCUGUAUCAUAUCUGUAUUUCGUCCCCGCUGCUGGGAGCUUUUAUUUGUAUAUCACCGCAGCUUACUCUGGUCUCGCAAUAGGAAUCUGUUCUCAAUUCUUUCGAGGCGGCUCUUUCAAUAUGGAACCCGGAAACAACGUAUGCACUGAUUUCACAGCUUGUUCCAGUACCGAUGCCACGGAAACCCCAUCAUCAGCCGCCGGUCAGCAACAUCAAGCUCCUAUUUGGUCUGUUCCCUCCUCAGUCCCCGGAUCUUUGCAGCCAUGGUACUUCAACGCGGACGGUACGAUCACGACCAAUGCGAACUUGUACGCUUUCACCAGUGGUUCCUUCUCCGGGGCGUUGGGUAUGGCGUUGGACCCGAGUUACUUUCAGGCGUCGGAAAUUGUUCAAGUUGAGGCGGAAUUGAUCCUCAGUUUACCCUCAUAG